Molecule: messenger RNA, 1002 nt
Organism: Oldenlandia corymbosa var. corymbosa
Lineage: Eukaryota; Viridiplantae; Streptophyta; Magnoliopsida; Gentianales; Rubiaceae
Source: the annotation of a GenBank genome assembly
AUGUUUCGGAGGGAACAGCUACCUUCUCCAGUAGAUUUGGAACUUCCUCAGAGCGAACUUGAAGAAUUUUUUGUUGGCCUAGAUAAAGUUAUUGAUCUCUCUCAACCUGAUAAAUGGCUCCGCGGCAACUCUGGCUUUCCCAAACCAAGUAUCAAAGCUGGUGUUGAUGAUGAGCCACCUAGCAAAGCUACUAAUAUGCUUGCUGGUGAUAAAGGCACUAGUAUUAAUCUUUUCUCUCCGCUCUCCUUUCGUUUUACCACAAAUAUUGCAUCUGUAUACCAUACAUCUGAUCAAUGGAUUGAGGGUGAUUCCCUAGACUUUCCCUUCUGGAAUUUGCAAGGGACCAGAGCUGAUGAUCCGGAGUAUCUUCAACUUAUAGAGAAGUUUGAAGCUGAAUUUUGUAGACCUGGUCAAGUGCCUAUUGAUUUAGAUAUUGUGAAUCCUGAUAUUCUUCGUCCUAUCAUCUGCAAGGAGGAUCCCUACCAGUAUCCAUUGGCUUCUCUUUACCCUAAGAAAGUAAAGGGGAGGAUAAUUUUGGCGUUUCUUGUCAAAGAAGGGGUUAUCGUGGCUGCUGAUCAUCAAAUGCCAUUAUUCCGCUUAAUAGUCACAUUCUCGCUGCUAUUUCUUGAUGACAUUGACAAGGGACGAGCUUUGCUGCUUGAUGUGCGAAAUAAGUGCUACGGUGGAAUUCCUGUCGAAGACACAGCAAAGUUGGUGUCCGAAGCUCUCUUAACUUCUCAUGGUAAUGAGGAGGGUUUGUCAUUAACUACAAUAAUCGCAGGUUUCCGCUCAGAUUUGACAGCUGAGCGAGGUAUAGAGAUGGGCAAGUGUGCAAUUUGCAGGGCUGGAUAUAGAGCUUGUGAAACUGGUGGGUUUGCCAGUGGUUACUACAUCGGAGCUGGUGGUUGGAGGAAGGUGUUUGAUAACAUAAACAUUGAAGACACAAUCGAAAUUCAUUUCCCAGACCAAUUUGAUGGCAGGCGUGUCCCAGUCCCUCAUUAA